GAGUGAAUGGUCUGUAGGUGUUGCAUUUGGCUGUUUCCUUAGUCAAAAAUCUCUCUCUCUCUCUCUCUCUCUCUCUCUCUCUUUCUUUUUUCUUUUCCUCUUUCUCUCUUUUCUUCUUCGUAGCUUCUCAGCCAAACCCUAUUCUUCCACCAACCAUAUCAAUUUUUUCAAUCAUACCCAUUCUCCAAAAAGAACAAGAAAAAAAAAAAAAAAAACACUUUUUUUUGGCUACCCACCGACCCUAUGCCUUAAUAAUCCCAUCUUCACUUCACAAUCUUUCCUCAAUUCAUUUUUUCCUCACUUGGGUUUUGUUCAAAUUUUGAUUUUUCCAAAUGGGUUUGCUCCGGUUCUUUAGAGUUAAGAGAAAAUCCAAAGUUGCUGAUAAAAAAACCAUUCUCGAUGCUCAAAUUCAACACAGUUUCUUUGCUACUAGGUUUCGUUGGACCGAUAUCGAGACUUUCACUAAGAAUUUCUCCACUCUUGUCGGCUCCGGCGGCUUCAGCACCGUUUAUCUUGCUCGGACGGCGCCGGGGAUGGCCGCUGCCGUUAAGAUUUUAGGUGCUAGCGAGCGGCUUAACCGGAUGUUCCGACAAGAAUUGGACAUUCUUCUCCAACUCCGUCAUCGUAAUAUUGUCAAUUUCGUUGGUUAUUGUGAUGAACGAGAUGAAGGAGCCUUGGUAUUCGAAUAUGUUCCAAAUGGCAACUUACAAGAGAAGCUCCACCGACGGCCAGCGUCGACCGUUCUUCCAUGGAAAAUCCGUCUAGUUAUAGCUUUUCAGUUAGCACAAGCUAUUGAAUACCUUCAUGAGAAAUGCAGUUUACAAAUCGUUCACGGCGAUAUAAAAUCAUCAAACAUUUUACUAGACGAGCAAUUCAAUUGCAAACUAUGCGAUUUCGGGUCAGCAAAAAUGGGAUUUUCGUCCGCGGUGGGGAAUCCAUCAUCAUCAUCAUCGUCGUCGCCGUCGAGCCCAUUCAGAGCAAAGCAAUUGAUGAUGGGAUCUCCAGGAUAUACAGAUCCCCAAUACUUAAGAACCGGAAUCGCCUCAAAGAAAAACGAUGUUUACAGUUUCGGCGUUGUUCUUUUAGAGCUAGUCACCGGAAAAGAAGCGUUCUGUUCGGAGAAGGGUCAAAUUCUGACAUCAAUUUUACCUCCGACAGUUCGCGACGGCGGAGGAAUUAAACCGUCAGAGGUGGCGGAAUUAGUUGAUCCGAAACUCCGGGGAGAUUUCAACGGGGAUGAAGCUGGGGCGUUGAUAACAAUAGCGGCAGCGUGCGUGAGACAGCCGCCAGCACCGAGGCCGACGAUCGGAGGGGUGGUGGAGAUGAUAAGGGAAAAGAUGGGGAAUGUGGGGGAGGUGAAACGUGGGAGUAAGUUAUUGGAUGUGGGGAGAUGGUAAAAAGUAAAAAGGAAAAAUGUAGAUAUGAUUAUGAAUGUAAAUUGGUUUGUUUAAUUUUUGGAAGGGAAGAAUAUUUGUUUGUUUGUUUUGUUUGUUUGUUUUUGAAGAAGGAAAAUUGAAGUAAAAUGUAGUUAAGAAAAGGGAAGUGAAACGUGGAGGAUGGUGUACACGUUGCCAUCACCGACGAUGACUUGUUGUCCAUAACAUCAAUUAUUUUGGCGAACUGAUUUGGAAUUAUGUGGCUCCCAAUUGUAGGCCCCAUUUUUUAUA
Molecule: messenger RNA, 1667 nt
Organism: Cucumis melo (muskmelon)
Lineage: Eukaryota; Viridiplantae; Streptophyta; Magnoliopsida; Cucurbitales; Cucurbitaceae
Product: probable receptor-like protein kinase At1g33260
Exons: 2
Coding region: 333-1397 (354 amino acids)
Biological process (GO): protein phosphorylation
Cellular component (GO): plasma membrane
Molecular function (GO): ATP binding; protein kinase activity
Source: RefSeq, a predicted model, not a curated record